Paramormyrops kingsleyae is the source of this 3322-nucleotide messenger RNA. RefSeq names its product XK, Kell blood group complex subunit-related family, member 6a (gene xkr6a). Gene Ontology annotation, cellular component: plasma membrane. NCBI's taxonomy places the organism in Eukaryota, Metazoa, Chordata, Actinopteri, Osteoglossiformes, Mormyridae. Gene Ontology annotation, biological process: apoptotic process involved in development; engulfment of apoptotic cell; phosphatidylserine exposure on apoptotic cell surface. The record is from RefSeq and is a predicted model, not a curated record.
UUUAGUUCUUUUCCCUUUCGCUGGACUGGGGAGACGGUAUAAUCCCGUGUAAGGUAAUCACUGAGGUGGUAGUGGAAUCACACCCUUUUUCGGGAUGGGGAACAGCAGUUCUAAGGUAUGGUCAGAACAGGUAUGUAGGAAGUGACGUCAUCUGGGUCCGGAAAACGGAGGGGGUAUUUUUUUUUUUUGAGAGCAAGAUGGCAGCGAAAUCUGAUGGUGUGGGGGUCGUUACCGGUUUCGCCCAGCUGCACAACCUGGACGAGACGGCGGGGGGCUGUGAGGAGCCCGACGAGGGCAGCUCCUUGCACAUCUGCCACUGCUGCAACACGUCGUCCUGCUACUGGGGCUGCCGGAGCGCCUGCCUGCGCUACCUCCUGGGGAAGGGGAGGGCAGCCCGGCGGCCGCCGCGGGAGGAGCGCCUGUGGCUGGACUGCCUGUGGAUCGUGCUGGCGCUACUCGUCUUCUUCUGGGACGUGGGCACGGACCUGUGGCUAGCCGCGGACUACUACUCCAAGCGGGACUACGUGUGGUUCGGGCUCACCCUCUUCUUCGUGCUCGUCCCGUCCGUUCUGGUGCAGAUCCUGAGCUUCAGGUGGUUCGUGCAGGAUUACACGGGGGGCGGGCUGGGGACAGUGGAGGGGCUCAGCAGCCGGAGGGCGCCGGCUGGCGUGGGCGGCAUCCGCGGGGGGAACAGGUGCUGCCAGUUGUCGGUGUGGAUCUGGCAGUCCGUCAUUCAUAUUCUGCAGAUGGGACAAGUGUGGAGAUAUAUCCGCACCAUGUACCUGGGCAUUCAGAGCCGGCGGCAAAAGGAGCACCACCGGCGUUUCUACUGGGCGAUGAUGUACGAGUACGCGGACGUCAACAUGCUGCGUCUCCUGGAGACCUUCCUGGAGAGCGCCCCCCAACUGGUGCUACAGCUCUGCAUAAUGAUCCAAAGGAACCGGGCAGAGACGCUGCAGUGUGUCUCCUCUGUGGCCUCGCUGCUGUCCCUGGCCUGGGUGCUGGCCUCAUAUCACAAGCUCCUGAGGGAUUCCCGGGAUGACAAGAAGAGCAUGAGCUACCGGGGAGCCCUGAUCCACAUCUUCUGGCGGCUCUUCACCAUCUCCUCGCGGGUGCUCUCCUUUGCCCUCUUCGCCUCCAUCUUCCACAUCUACUUCGGCAUCUUCGUCGUCGUGCACUGGUGCGCCAUGGCCUUCUGGAUCGUGCACGGCGGCACCGACUUCUGCAUGUCCAAAUGGGAGGAGGUGCUCUUCAACAUGGUGGUGGGCAUCGUCUACAUCUUCUGCUGGUUCAACGUCAAAGAAGGCAGGACCCGAUGCCGUAUGGUGGCCUACUACUUAGUGGUGCUGUUGGAGAACACAGUCUUGACCUGCCUGUGGUACGUCUACAGAGACCCCACCACCGACUCCUAUGCUGUGCCAGCACUGUGCAGUGUCUACCUGUGCUUCGCCUCAGGUGUGCUUUUUAUGCUUCUCUACUAUGGGUUCCUGCACCCAAUGGGGCCCAGGGUGAGGGUUCUGGCCAGCUCCUGCUGUGCCGACCUCUUGUGGGGGCUCCCCUUGCCCCCCGAGGCUGAGCCAAUGGCCCCCACCCCUGGGCCCCGUGGUUCCCAGGCUACCCCGACCCGGGUCUCUGCCGCUGACCAAUCCCAACAGGAGGACUUGGCAGCAGAUACCUGCCUGCCUGUGUUCCAGGUGAGGUCCACCGUGCCCACGACGCCAUCAGGCCGUCCAUAUCGUCCCGAGGGGCCGCUCAUCAAGAUCGACAUGCCAAGGAAACGCUACCCAGCCUGGGAUGCCCAUUUUGUGGACCGGCGCCUAAGGAGAACUAUCAACAUCCUGCAGUUCAUAACCCCCACAGCAGUAGGGAUCAGGUACAGAGAUGGACCCCUUCUCUAUGAGCUUCUGCAGUAUGAGUCUUCCCUCUGAAGGCUUGUCUACUCACCUCUCUAAACUCCCCAUUCGUCUCUGGCCUUACAUUCAUGUUUUUUAAUACAGCACCCAGAAGAAGCAUAGUUUCCGUGGCUCAUGGGAGGGCUGAAAAAGCAUAUAUUUUAUAUUGGUAAAAAAAACCUCUGUAUGAAAAAUAUGUGUAACAGAUUUAUGUUGGUCGCAAAGAGUGGCAGUGUUGUUCUUUUGGGGUAACUGUAAAGGUGUAUGUUUUGGAUGUACAAUGUCAUUGAAAUUUUGCGUUCUGAAAUGUAAUUGGCGAUCUCGGAGUCAUAGGGUGUAACGGGUGGCUGGUAUGGAGUUUGACGGGAAUGAUGGAGGCAGGCCAGCGUGUUCUUUCCGACAUCUUCAUUUUAUCGUGGGUGCUCUACUUGGACAUUACCUUACUUUUGGAUUUUUUUUUGCGACUUAUUAGUGAUAACCUGAUAUAAAAGCGAUUUGGCGUCGAUCAAUAGCAGAUUCAUAUUGGAAACAGGAAUUCAUAUUUGUGUAUGUGAGGCACAUGCUUAAUGUUCUGUUGCUUCAGCUAGGCCUAAAAUAGUUACUUUGGUGAUGUGGUCAUAAUAUUUUCUGUAGGAUGCUUUUUUGCCAGGGACAUGAAUAACUGAUGCCUUAAUUCAAAGAUUUAUAAAGCCCACUAGUCCAUAAUCAUUUGUAGAGCAUAAACGUCACAUUCUGCCCUGUCCUCAGUUCCUGCUGGGCUGCUGAUGUUCAGCUGUUCUGAAAUCGCUGGUCUCAGUGAUUCAUGCAACCCAUAUAGAGAAGACAACCUACCAAAGUUCACUGGUUUGGUGCUUACGGCAUUACGACAAUAUUGCAAAACUGCCUUAACAUUACUCUAUUAAAUUAGUACUGAUUGAAUUUAGCAUAAUAUGAAUUCAGCUGAAAAUGGAAAUGAGUAUAUCUCGUUCAUUCAUCUACUUACCAGACAGUUUUGCAGAUUUUUUUUUUUUUUGAAAAACCAAUUUUUUUCUUAAAGCCAUUUGGCCCUAAAGUUAAAUGUUUGAGGUCACAUAAAGCUAUACAGUAAAGAUACACAGUCAUGUCAAACGUAUUGCUUGGAAAUAUCCAGUGAGUAUAAUGUUACAGUAAUACCUUGAGUAGCAUUAAGGCAGCCACAAGUAAGAACACACCCUAAACCCUUUUCUGUACCCACUAGGACACAAAUUAUACAAUUGAUUGUACUUUUAAGAUGUUGAAGACACUCCACAAGUGAUUAUUUGGUAAUGUUUCUAUUACACAAUUUUGUUUUUUAUUUCAUUUUGGUUGCUGCUAAUUUCUUUAACAGAAAUUUUCCGAGAACGGAUCAAGGGGUAUCAAGGAGUUUAUUAUUAUAAUCACCGUAUUAUCGGAAUAAAACUCGAAUGAUUAUG